This is a messenger RNA of Plectropomus leopardus (leopard coralgrouper), 1206 nucleotides long. The record is from RefSeq and is a predicted model, not a curated record. Lineage: Eukaryota; Metazoa; Chordata; Actinopteri; Perciformes; Serranidae.
AUGACUAAAGGCAGGCUGCGAUGCAACGUGGGAGAUGCGGCUCAUACGGGCCAGGUGCUGAAGAAGUGCUUCACCAGGAUGAUGAACUGUGAGAAGAAGGUGUUCGUAGAUCAGCUCAACAUGCUGGUCAAGAGAGUCACUGAAGAAGGUGCAGCAGGAAAGGACACAUCAAGCAGCAACGGAGACCUGCUGCUCCGUCUCCACUCCCAGUACCCUGGAGACAUCGGCUGCUUUUCCAUCUACUUCCUCAACCAAAUAGUCCUGGAUCCAGGCCAAGCCAUGUUCCUGGGAGCCAACGAGCCUCACGCUUACCUUUAUGGAGACUGUAUUGAGUGUAUGGCCUGCUCAGACAACACAGUGAGAGCCGGUCUGACACCGAAAUACAUUGAUGUCAACACGCUGUGUGAGAUGCUGAACUACAACCCUGCUCCGGCCAGCUCCAAAAUCUUCCCGUGUGUUCAGGAUGCCUCAGAUCCCUGUGUGUUCCUGUACGACCCCCCAGUGCCAGACUUCACUGUCAUGAGGAUACAGGUCCCAGCCUCGGUGAAGCAGUACACUGUUGCAUCAGUUGACAGCGCCAGCAUCCUCCUGGUCAUCGAAGGCGACGCCACGGCGACCUCUGCAGCUGCCCUCUCUGAUGUCACGCUGAGGCGGGGCACCGUCUUGUUCGUCUCAGCCAAUGAGAGCGUCUCCCUGCACAUCACCUCCCAGGCGGGGAUGAAUAUGUUCCGGGCCUGCUGCCUCCUGUAGCUGUGAGUCUGAGGCUGUGUGUGAAAGCUCAAACUACCUGUGUGUGUUUUCCUCUGGUUUGACUCAGAAAGGACGACACUGCGUUAAGGAUCAAGCCCAAUUAUCGUAGUGCACUUUUAAAGUAGGCAGUAGAGCUUUCAGACACAGUGUGCCGAUGCCCGUCUGUGCCCGCUGCUCCCCCCCAACCCAAACUCGACCUGCCGACUACUCCAGCAGUGAUUUUUAGCUUUAAAAUCCAGCAGUAAUCCACUGCUGAUGGAUUUUAAUUUGUUGUAUUUUCUACCUGGAGCGAUGCAAUCACAUCCUCUAAAAAAAGCAGAGGAUGCGCACAUCCCAAAUUCAUAAUAGGUGCUGGAAAGAGGACACAUAGUUAGAAUAAAAAGUAUAAUAUGUCCAUAACACUGAACAGGACCCAAAAUAAAACAAGUGCACAUGACACUGUUGAGAUCACUUGAU